Messenger RNA from Dermacentor andersoni, 2124 nucleotides. RefSeq lists its product as uncharacterized. NCBI's taxonomy places the organism in Eukaryota, Metazoa, Arthropoda, Arachnida, Ixodida, Ixodidae. The record is from RefSeq and is a predicted model, not a curated record.
CGUUUGACGUAAUGUCUGUAUUACUGCAGCACAUUACUGAUCGAAGAAAGGCAACAGCGUUGUUUUGCGGUCUCAGGCUACAGUGCACUAGAAAUUCAAGUGUACUGCACUCAUGCAACACAUAAGCAAUGGUGCGACUUUGGCGCCACUAGCACGGCACCUUGCGAAGCUCUCACGGGACUGCCCUGUCCUUGCUCUUGCGUUGCAGGGGGAAAUGGUGGGCGAAAAAGAGCAGACCAAGCCUCGGAAGAAGUCUCGAAACAACUGCUGCGUAGUGGGCUGUUCAAACACGUACGAGAACUCGAGUGAGACGACGUUCUACUCCUUUCCCGGGCGGCCACACGAGCGAGAGCGUCGAGAACAGUGGAUCGCUGCUGUUCGCCGCCGAAAUGCCGAUGGAAGCCCCUGGAGGCCUACGAAGCACAGCCAUGUCUGCAGCGAUCAUUUCGUCAACGGCAGAAAAUCGAACCAUCCCAGGAAUCCAGCAUACCUGCCCACCAUAUUUCCCAGCGUCUACAGGUCAACCAAGAAAGUCACCGACAAGAGGUUACAGCCACGGUUGCAGCUGGGCGAGAGUGGACCUGUCCCGUUGACUUUCCGAUGCGAACUCAGCGCCACCAGCGGCGAAGUGGAGAUUCCGCGCAACAGUGUGGGAACGCAGACUGAUCCUAACGUGCGGGGUCCGGAGAUGGACGUGACAAUUUUCUUGUGCUGCAUGACGGGCAAUGACGCCGAAACACAAGCCAUCGUUCCCAGGAGGAAGGGCGAGGCGCUGGAGCCACGGGGAGCGGGCUUCGAAGUGAGGACGCUCCACGUGUUCCGAUGAAGACGGCCAGCGCGCGCAGGAGCAGGUGUCUUGCUGCUGCGGGACGACACCGUGCCUGGUCAGGAGUGAAAAGGCCCUCGGCUUCUGAAAUGGAUCGCUCGUCGUUUUCUGAACUUUCGUGAAGCGAAAGACGUCUUGUUGAAUCAUUUAUAUUGCAGUGACAAGCUGAUUUCGCCUUUGAAAUGAAUUAUUCCAGAACUUAAGUGGAUCUAAACCUGUCUACUCUUUGCCAACAGCCUUGUACCGCAGAACUGAGGGCCAGAUGGCACGUAGGCUUACCGGCGUGUGCCAACACGCGUCUGUGUACGGGAUGAUCCUCUCUAAUUUUUACGGAAUGUUUAACAAUCGCCUCUUGCAAUUGUAAUAUAAUUCUGAUGUCUACACAAUGACUUUCUUUAGGUGCACCAAAUUUUUAAGAAUUGUGUGUGGCAGGUGGCACAAUUCUAGCUAGAUCUAAAUUACUCGAUGAGGAGGCCAUUACUGCUACCAGAAAUUAAAACGCUUAAUUGAAUCAUUAGCAUAAUUUCGGUAAUUAACUUUCUAAUCUAAUUAGCGUUUAUUAAUCUACGAAUUGCAGCUAGUGAGUUGGCGAGGCGUAGCCAUUUGGAACGAAUUCUCGGGACUGCACCAGUUUUGAUAUAUUAAUUUUCAAUGUGUCCGGCGAAAUGCAAUGGUGUUCCCGUUACUUUCGUGCUUCAAUGCAUAAAAGUGCGUUUUCUUAAAAAAAAAAGAAUGUAACUGGAACGCGAAUGUAUUUCGUCGAACACAUCGAAAAUUAAUUUCUGGAAACUGCUGCAGUCCUGAGAAUUCGUUGCGGGUGGAUACUCCUUGCGAACUCACCGGCUAUAAUUCGUAGAUUGAAAUAUUCGCCGUAAAAUAAGCAAUUAAAAGUCAAGUAAUGUAAGUCUGUUAAUUAUUCCAUUAAACAUUUUGAUCUUUCCUAGAACUAAUGGCCGCCUCAUCGAGUAAUUUAUAUCAUGGGUUCAAUGUAACAGUGUUAUCUGCCACAGGUAACUUUAAGAAAAAUUUGGGCAAGAAAAAAAGACACCCUAUACUGAAGCGAGUUGGUAAAGCGACACCUUAAGGGGGGAUGCGGGGCCGAAAAUUGACUUCUGAACCGUUGCGCUGAUAUUUAUAUAAUUCUCUAAGUUUAGGUAUCUUCUUGUUUUAAAUAUAUGUUCUAAUUUUCAAUAAUGCAGAUCAAACAGAAAAGAAGUUGUGGCCGUCGUGCGGACCAAUUAGGCAUGGCGGCUUAGAAAAACUAUCGUUUCACAAAUAAUGAAGGCACACCGAUUGUU